GGCUUUGAAAUGAACGGAACGUGCUCUACGAAAGUUCUGGAUCGCUCGGUAUCUCCUCCGACAUAACGCGCCGCGAUAAACCACAGCAACUCGUGUGCUCUAGUUUUUAGUUCAUAUUUCUUUAUGACUUAAUCGGUUCAGUUUGCCUUUUGUCUACUUCUCAAACACUAAAGAUGCAAAUCUUAAAUCUUUUUGUGCUAGGUGCGAUGGACAGUUUGCACGUAUCUGGCCAACAAUCGGGUAGCAAAACAUCAAGUCGAAGCACUUCCCCAUGCAGACCUCGAAGCUCAGAGUACCAAGUUCGUGGUCAUCACAUGAAAUCUUUAAGUCAUGGUUCGGCAGAUAGUACUAAGUCGCAACAGGACGUCAUGACGCAGCAACAGCAACAACAGGCCUCCUCUUCGGCUACCAGAACAAGUAGACAUCGAAGUCCUGCCGCUCCAAAAUCAUCUGAUAUGGAUGACUCGACAACGUUGUCUCAUGCUCUCGACGAUUCCUGUCCGCUCACUGAAGGAGAUACGUCCGAUAUUUGUUAUCCACCGUCCUUCGUAUCAAAUGGUUCUUCAGAACAUGCUCCGCGACCCGAAGAUGAUUCUGUUACGGAUAGUGCUGGAAAUUCCACCAGAAUUAAUCCGGUUAUUGAACAACUUGAACAUAAAAUUAUUAGAACGAAGGAUCUUAUUAGGACUGAACAAAAGUUAAGAGAUGAUAACGUAAACGAGUACCUAAAGUUAUCGACUAACGCCGAUAAACAACAACUGCAGCGGAUAAAGGCGGUUUUUGAAAAGAAGAAUCAAAAAAGUGCUCAGGUUAUUUCUCAGCUUCAAAAAAAGCUGGACAAUUAUCAGAAACGUGUUCAAGUUUUUGAAACGCAAGGUGUUCAAGGUCAUAAACCAACGAGGGAAGUUUUAAGAGAUAUGGGACAAGGGUUAAAAAAUGUUGGUGGAAAUAUAAGAGAUGGAAUAUCCGGUUUGAGUGGGACCGUAAUGUCAAAACCAAGAGAAUUUGCUCAUUUGAUUAAAAACAAAUUUGGGAGUGCCGAUAAUAUUAGCCAGCUAUCGAAUACACAUGUAGAAGAUAAUAUUGGCACUCAACAUAGUUCGACACCCCCUGGUUUGAAACGAAUGGUCCUAAAUAAAGGAGUUAGUGCGUGGUACAUAGGGCCUGGGACAACCGGCUCUGAUGGAAGCGGUACGAAUGGGGGCGCCGGAGGAAGCGAUCAGGGUGAAAAGAAUCACCACGGCUCCGCUACAUUACCCGCCAAUCUUCACGUGGCCACCUCACAUAAUUCAAUGAGCCAAAACGCCCCACCAAAAUUUAGCGAUGACGGAAGUGAAUGUAGCAGUGUUGUUACUAGCGAAAGUAUAGAUAGAUAUGGAAGAGCGCAAGAGGAUCCUAACCAAGAAUACAAUUUAAAAGUUAUCCUAAAAGAAUUACAAGCGAGAUCCCAAGAAAUGGAUCGGUUAAAAGAAAAGGUUGAAAGGACCAAGCACCUUGAGCAAGAAGUUCAAAUUUUAAGUAAAGAAUUACAGGAAGAAAAAUUCCGAACUGAAAGACUAGAAGAACAAAUAAACGAUUUGACUGAGCUACAUCAAAAUGAGGUUGAGAAUUUAAAGCAGCUAAUGAAUGAGUUGGAGGAAAGGAUUCAAUAUCAAAGUGAGGAACGACUGAGGGAUAUACAUGAAAUGCUUGAACAUUGUCAAACUAAGAUUCAAAAAAUGGAACACCAAGCAUUACAACAACAACAAUAUGUUACAUUAGAAGGAAUAGACAAUUCGAAUGCUCGAGCACUAGUUGUUAAGUUGAUAAAUGUACUGCUGACUGUUCUUCAAGUUGUAUUAUUACUGGUUGCUACUUGUGCCGGAAUUAUCAUGCCGUUUUUACGUACGAGUCGUAGUAGUCGUAGAACGGUGACCGUUUUUGAAACGAUUGAAGGGGCUCGUCCAAAACUGUCAUUGACCGCAUCGUGUACAUCGUUUAUCACUAGGACAUUUUCAAAAACAUGACAUAAACUGAGUUCGAAUCCUAACAACGUUAUUUAUAGUGUUUGCCGCGGUUUUUAUUCUACGUCAAUGGCCGGAAGUUCAAGAUAUAGGUUCGCAUAUUAUGAAACGUUUAAAAGAAACUUUAGAUCCGGUGAAAUAGCAUUUGCUGUAUUAAGUACACAGACGUUCGUUUUUUGAAAAAAAAAGCAAAAAAAAACGAACUUUGUGUAACUUUCUCUCUAUUUCACGCUCUCUCUCUCUGUUUCUAUCUCUUCUUAUACUUGAUCAUUCUACAUACGUUAUAUUUUUUUUUUUAUAAACGAUAAGUUGUGGAUAAAACUAUAAAUAUAAAACAGUUUUUCGAUUUAUAAAAAUGAAAGAAAUGAAUACUUAGUAUAAAUUAAUAAAUUAAUCGAAGUAUUUGCUCCUCGCGUUUGGUUGUAAAUGGUUAUAGCGCUCAAAAGGUAUUAAAAAAAAGAAACUAAAACAAAUUAAAUUAAAGCUGCUGUAAUCUUUUUUAAAGAAAAUGUAGGGAUGAAAUUCAUGAAUGAAAAUGUUAUUCACUGAGUUUCGUUGGUGUUAAAAAAAGUGGAGGUGAAAGAUUGUGAUUUAGUUCAAUUGUGUAUAAAAGAAAAGUAAAUACCCCUAAUUCAAUAAUAAAAUUUAGAUAAACAAUAAAUUUUCUUAUUUGUAUCGAUCGUUUAAAUAAUAUUAUUGUGUUAAGGUAAAGUAAUAUUUGGCAGCUCGUUAUUUCAAUUAUUUUCAAUUGCAGUUUGGUUUACUGUGCAAUACAAAUACAAACUAAAAUAUCUUAAUCUGUAAGAGAUUAAUUAGUAUUAUACAUAUUUUUUUACCAAAAAAGAAAAAAAUGAAAUGUCCUUGUAAGUUUUAUAAAUACGUCAUUAUUAAUUUAAAAGAUUGGUAUAAAUAAGAUUAAAAAAAAAUGUUAGGGUUACUGUAAGUUUCGUCCAUACAUAGCUAGUAGAGAUAUGUUAUUUUUACAAACGGUCUUAUUAUUGCGGCCUCUGUUAUCUAGAGGCUCAUUUUAUCGUGAUCCAUUUUUUUUUCUCGUCGCCAAAAUCGAUUCAUCAUCGUGUAAUAUCAUUCAGCGUAGAAUGUAUAGAUUAUUUAUUCGAAACUCGUAAAAUGAACCGCGGCGUGCAAAAUAUGGCUAAUGAUUUUUUUUGUCUGAAACAGUAGAUUUUUCUGUUGUGAGAUUCGUUUUUUUUUUUUUUAGCUGUACACAAGUUUAUAUUAUUUAUAUUUUUAUUGCAAUAAAAAAUAGAAUAUAGAAUU
Messenger RNA from Onthophagus taurus, 3281 nucleotides. It is a transcript of the gene Dmtn, whose product is annotated as transmembrane and coiled-coil domain 2 protein Dmtn. Lineage: Eukaryota; Metazoa; Arthropoda; Insecta; Coleoptera; Scarabaeidae. The record is from RefSeq and is a predicted model, not a curated record. Gene Ontology annotation, cellular component: endomembrane system.